CUGACCCCAUAAUAAGAAUAAACAUUCCCAGUUUCCCUCGGCAAAAUAUUUUUUUUCCCGAGAAACAAACGGACAGCAUGAGUUCUUUAAAUCACUGAAGAUGUUUAAGAACACAUUUCAGUCUGGAUUUUUGUCCAUCUUAUACAGCCUUGGGAGCAAACCUUUGCAGAUAUGGGAUAAAGAAGUUUCCAAUGGUCAUGUAAAACGGCCACAUGAUGAAGACAUACAAUCUAAUGUACUCGAAAUUAUUGGAUCAAAUAUCCAGUCCACAUACAUUACAUGCCCAGUGGACCCUGCCGCAACUCUUGGUAUAAAACUCCCAUUUUUGGUUAUGAUUGUGAAGAACUUGAAGAAAUACUUCACAUUUGAGAUUCAAGUGCUAGAUGAUAAGAAUGUCAGGCGACGUUUCCGAGCUUCAAACUUUCAAGCCAUCACUCGAGUGAAGCCAUUCAUCUGCACCAUGCCGCUGAAGAUGGAUGAAGGCUGGAAUCAAAUCCAGUUGAAUUUGGCUGAUUUUACCAGGAGGGCAUACGGAACCAAUUACGUUGAGACUUUACGAGUUCAGGUUCAUGCCAACUGCCGCCUAAGGAGAAUAUAUUUCUCUGACCGCCUCUACUCGGAAGAGGAACUCCCUCCAGAAUUUAAACUCUAUCUUCCGAUGCAGAAAGUAUGAAAAGUUCCAGGCUUCAGAAUCACCACAUCUAAAUGAGCUAGAGUUGGAGCUGGAUUGAGUUUUCUUCUGUUUUAUAUUAUUAAUAGAGAGAGAGAGAGAGAGAGAGAGAGAGAGAGAGACAAAAUUCCAGAAGUGAUGUCUGGCUUCUCAAGACAACGGAAGUGGAACUUUGUUUUGCAGCUGAAUAACCAUUUGAAUUCUUUA
Hevea brasiliensis (rubber tree) is the source of this 877-nucleotide messenger RNA. RefSeq lists its product as uncharacterized. The transcript has 6 exons. The coding region runs from base 101 to 673 and encodes 190 amino acids. The record is from RefSeq and is a predicted model, not a curated record. Lineage: Eukaryota; Viridiplantae; Streptophyta; Magnoliopsida; Malpighiales; Euphorbiaceae.